This is a messenger RNA of Eurypyga helias (sunbittern), 1749 nucleotides long. RefSeq names its product nucleolar RNA helicase 2-like. Gene Ontology annotation, molecular function: RNA helicase activity; RNA binding; ATP binding. The transcript is spliced from 13 exons. NCBI's taxonomy places the organism in Eukaryota, Metazoa, Chordata, Aves, Eurypygiformes, Eurypygidae. The record is from RefSeq and is a predicted model, not a curated record. The annotation marks the transcript as partial.
GAGAUGACCGAAGAACAGAAAGAAGGUGCUUUCUCCAAUUUUCCGAUUUCCAAAGAGACUGUUCAGCUUCUUCAAGCUCGAGGGGUGACGUACCUGUUUCCUGUGCAAGUGAAGACCUUCAAGUCAGUAUUUUCUGGCAAAGAUGUCAUUGCUCAAGCACGAACUGGAACAGGGAAAACCUUCUCUUUUGCUAUUCCCUUAAUUGAAAAGCUUCAAAAAGACUCACAGGAAAGAAAAAGAGGCCGUCCACCAAAGGUGCUGGUUCUUUGUCCAACCAGAGAGCUGGCAAACCAGGUUGCCAGAGAUUUCAAGGACAUCACAAGACAGCUGACAGUAGCUUGUUUUUAUGGAGGAACUCCAUAUAAUGGACAAAUUGAUCUCAUGAGAAGUGGCAUUGACAUUUUGGUUGGGACACCCGGUCGCAUCAAAGACCAUCUUCAGAGUGGCAAGCUGGACCUGACCAAGGUCAAGCACGUUGUCCUUGAUGAAGUCGACCAGAUGCUGGACAUGGGAUUUGCUGAGCAAGUGGAAGACAUUUUACGAGUUGCAUACAAGAAAGAUUCCGAAGACAAUCCCCAGACUCUUCUGUUCUCUGCAACUUGCCCACACUGGGUGUAUGAUGUGGCUAAGAAAUACAUGAAGUCUAGAUAUGAACAGAUUGACCUUAUUGGAAAAAGAACUCAAAAGGCCGCCACAACAGUCGACCAUUUGGCAAUAGAGUGUCACUGGUCUCAGAGAGCUGCAGUUAUCGGAGACGUCAUUCAGGUCUACAGUGGCAGCCAUGGGCGGACCAUUAUCUUUUGUGAGACCAAAAAGGAGGCAAAUGAACUGGCUCUGAAUGCUUCAAUCAAACAGGACUGCCAGUCGCUGCAUGGUGACAUUCCUCAGAAGCAAAGAGAGAUCACACUGAAAGGUUUUAGGAACGGUACAUUUAAAGUGCUGGUUGCAACCAACGUAGCUGCCCGUGGUUUAGACAUCCCCGAAGUUGACCUGGUUGUACAGUGUUCGCCACCAAAGGAUGUGGAGUCCUAUAUCCAUCGCUCCGGGCGCACCGGUCGAGCUGGGCGGACUGGGAUCUGUAUCUGUUUUUAUCAGCGGAAGGAAGAAUAUCAGUUAAGACAAGUGGAACAAAAAGCGGGCAUCACAUUCAAGCGCGUCGGUGUCCCUACAGCAACAGACAUCAUAAAGGCUUCCAGCAAAGAUGCCAUGAGGUGCCUGGAUUCGGUUCCUCAAACUGCGAUUGAGUAUUUCAAAGAAUCAGCUCAGUUUCUCAUACAAGAAAAAGGGCCAGUUCAUGCUCUGGCUGCAGCUCUAGCCCAUAUUUCAGGUGCCACUUCCAUUGAACAGCGCUCCUUGCUGAACUCGGAUGCGGGAUUUGUUACCAUGAUACUACACUGCGCUGAAGAAAUAAACAAUAUGAGCUAUGCUUGGCGAAGACUACGAGAACUGUUGGGUGAUGGCGUUGAUAGGAAAGUGAACAGAAUGUGUUUCCUCAGGGGAAAAAUGGGUGUGUGCUUUGAUGUUCCUGCAGCAGACCAAAAGGAAAUAGAGGCAAAGUGGGAAGAUUCACGACAAUGGCGUCUGCGCGUGGCGACUGAGCUGCCCGAGUUAGUGGAAUCACAGCGAGUAGGAGGAGGAGAUGGCCGAAGCUUCUCGGGCUCCAGGAGAGGGCGGCGUGGUGGCAGUGGUAGAAACCGGUUCAGAAGCAGAGGCCAGAAGCGAAGUUUUGACAGAGCAUUUGAUCAUUAA